Oxyura jamaicensis (ruddy duck) is the source of this 3001-nucleotide messenger RNA. It is a transcript of the gene MEGF9, whose product is annotated as multiple EGF like domains 9. The coding region runs from base 1 to 1278 and encodes 425 amino acids. The record is from RefSeq and is a predicted model, not a curated record. Gene Ontology annotation, molecular function: extracellular matrix structural constituent. Gene Ontology annotation, cellular component: basement membrane. NCBI's taxonomy places the organism in Eukaryota, Metazoa, Chordata, Aves, Anseriformes, Anatidae. Gene Ontology annotation, biological process: axon guidance. The transcript is spliced from 8 exons.
AUGCCGUUGCAACCCAGGGACAGACGAGGUGACGUGCAGGUGGACGAGGAGGCAGAGGGGGGGAGGCCUGCAGGAGAGCCAUGCAACUGCAGCGCCGUGGGGAGCGUCGAUGCGGCCUCCUGCCACGGCACGCCAGGACACUGCGUCUGCCUGGAGGGCUACACGGGGCCGCGCUGCGAGAGCUGCGCCCAGGGCUUCCACCCCGACCCCAGCCGGCAGCGGUGCCUGCCCUGUGACUGCAGCCCCACCGGUGCCGUCGGAUCCAGCUGCGAUGACGAUGGGAAAUGCCAGUGUAAAGUUGGCGUGACGGACCUCAAGUGUGACCGGUGCAGUGACGGGUACUACAGGCUCAACGAAACCACCUGCGAGCCCUGCCAGUGCAACAACCACUCCACAGCCUGCGACCGCUUAACAGGCACCUGCCUGCACUGCCAGGGCAACACGGAGGGGACGCACUGCGAGCUCUGCAAGGAGGGCUUCUACCGAAGUGCCCGCGCCUGCCACCGCUGCCCGUGCUCCACCGUGGCGUCGACCGGCACCUGCCGAAUACAGCCUGGUGAAGCCGCCCCAACGUGCGACAAAUGCAAAGCUGGCUACACCGGCCCCAACUGCAACCAGUGCGACAGCGGCUACUACAACUCGGACAGCAUCUGCGUCAGGUGUCAGUGCAACGGGAACGUGGACCCGGCGCUGUCACCCAGCGUCUGCAAGCCGGAGAGCGGGGAGUGCAUCGGCUGCCUGUACCACACCGCUGGCUUCCACUGCCAGGAGUGCGAGGACGGCUACGUCCGAGACCCCGAGGGCACCAACUGCACCCAGAAAGAAGCCACUCUUGGCCCAGAAACAAGAGAGUUUACAACUUCUGCUCCAAACGCUAGCAAGGCAACCUCAUUCCCAACUGCAGUGAUAAACAGCACGUCGGCGCCAACAACUAUCCAGACUUUACUUCCCAUAAGUUCCUCUGACAACAGUACCUCUGCUUUUGCAGAUGUUUCUUGGACCCAGUUUAACAUCAUUAUUUUGACAGUUAUCAUCAUUGUUGUGGUCCUGCUCAUGGGCUUUGUGGGUGCUGUCUACAUGUACCGCGAGUAUCAAAACAGAAAACUGAACGCUCCUUUUUGGACCAUUGAACUCAAAGAGGACAACAUCAGUUUUAGCAGCUACCACGACAGCAUCCCCAACGCCGAUGUUUCGGGGCUGCUGGAAGACGACGGGAAUGAAGUGGCACCGAACGGACAGCUAACGCUGACAACUCCCAUGCACAAUUACAAGGCUUAGAAGAAGCAAUGCAGCUGUUCCAGAGUUGGCUUCAAGAAGUUCCAGGGCUUGUUGGAGGGGUGUCAGGAUCCGUGCCGAGGCUCCAUGCAGAGGAAUUUGCUCUUUGGAUACUCGUAUGCUGGGCAUGCUGUAGCUUGCAGGUGAACAGAAAAAAGGUGUAGUACGUCGGAAGCUGGGGUAAUACGGUGAGUUGCAUUGGGUGUCUUGUUCUCCGUAAAGACCCGCCGAGUUCACUGUUGUUAAAGACUUGAUUAUGCUGAUUUUAAAAUAUGUUAUUUAUGAAGAGGUGAUGGGGUGGCAAAAGCCAUCCCCCGGGAUUAAUCAGAAGCUACUGUAUUUCCAGCCAACCUAACACGCCUGCAUCCUUUAGCCUGAAAAGUAGCUUAUGAAUUAACAGUGGAUUUUCAGGAAACAGACCUUUGUGAAGGCUUCAUAUUAGUUCCUGAUAUGAAUUUGUUUGAAAAGAAGGACAAAAAAAAAAAAAAAAGGGAAAUGGUUGUUCACUGUACUACCAAGAGGCAAGUAGAGGAGUGAGUUGCACAAUUGAACAAAAGUCACCAUUGUCUGUUUCCACUAAGCUGGGAAACAGGAAAAAGUAUCACAAAAAUAUUGGAGUUAGGGAGGAGAGUAAGCUUUUCCCUUUCUGAGUAUUUAUACAGGGUGAUGAUGCUAUUAAAACAUAGCAAUCCGCUAUUUUUUUUCUAGAAGUUAAUGAACUUGUAUAGUUUCCGUGCAAGGGAAGAUGACAAGACAUCUCAGGGUUGCCGUGUAAAAAUAAAAGCUAGGCUUGAUACCCUACCCUGAUAGAAAUGGUGUGUUCUGUAUAUAAAAUGUAAUAUAUCUUCUUGGAAUUGUAUUUGUAAUUAUUUGUAAAAAAGACAACCAACCAAAAAAAACCAACAACAAAACCAUGGACCCCCUCCCCAACCUCCCCCGUUCCUCAAGUCAUAUUUUAUCAUCUAGAUUUUAAUUGUACAGCAGUUAGUGGCAUUGUCUGAAAAGAAAAACAAACCCUGAGGAUUGUUUAAAUACUGUAACUUAGAUGGCAAUAUUGUUGGAGCUGGGGCUCUGGCAAACACCCACUGCUUAAAGCUUUUCUUCUAGCUUGUCAUCGAAGAACUUUCUUUUCUAGAGCAAAUGUGAGUGCUCUCUACUUGCAUCUGUCACAUUUCCCCGUUCCUAUAAAUACAAAUAAACAGCCAGCGACACCACGAGUAGGGCCAUGGGGGUGGCAAAAGUCCGGUGUACCAUCUCGUUACUUGCUUUUACAUCGUUAUACGAGCUGCAAAUGCACCGUCAUGGGUGCACUGAGAGCCUGGUCUCAAUGACUGAGCUUUUCCUGUGUGGCUGCUCAUCACGUGGGGAUCUCACUGCUGUCCCUCCGUGCCCACACGGUGCUGGGGAGGGCUGGGUGCAGCCUCGUGGCCUCUCUCGAAGGCAAAAAUCUCCUGGAUUUGGGUGGAAAGAGUUUUCAGCUGCAGAGCUUGCAUGAGCUGAUCUGCACUUCAGGAAUGUCAUGUAGCACAAGGUGGUGGGAAUCAGCUGCCAAUAAACCUACAGGGGACUGUAGGUUUUAGAGAUUCCCCUAAUUUUUGGGGGGGGGGGGGGUGCAGAAGGAGAACAGCAAACGGGCAGCACAGUGCGGGGAGGUUGCUGCCACCCGCAGCGUGCGUGCCUCGGGGCCAGCACCGUGCCUGUGCCGGGGAACCACCGGGUCAGCCCC